Messenger RNA from Condylura cristata (star-nosed mole), 1245 nucleotides. RefSeq names its product even-skipped homeobox 2 (gene EVX2). Lineage: Eukaryota; Metazoa; Chordata; Mammalia; Eulipotyphla; Talpidae. Gene Ontology annotation, cellular component: nucleus. Gene Ontology annotation, biological process: regulation of transcription by RNA polymerase II. The coding region runs from base 187 to 1245 and encodes 352 amino acids. Gene Ontology annotation, molecular function: DNA-binding transcription factor activity, RNA polymerase II-specific; RNA polymerase II cis-regulatory region sequence-specific DNA binding. The record is from RefSeq and is a predicted model, not a curated record. The transcript has 4 exons.
AGGAUGUAUGGGUCAUUUUGACCAGUCAUUCCCUCGCUCUGGCAUCCCACAAUCUUUCCGCCUCCCUCCAAAAGAGAUAAUAAUAUUUAGAGGCACUCGCUGGGGCUGAAUGAGAAUUAGCCCUAGGCGCAGCCCAUCAUUAGGACGGGACAGCCGGGCCACUGUGACAUUUUUUAGAAAGCUGAGAUGAUGGAAAGAAUAAGAAAAGAGAUGAUUCUGAUGGAAAGAGGGCUGCACAGUCCAACGGCCGGCAAGAGGUUCUCCAAUUUGUCCGACUCAGCUGGCAAUGCCGUGCUGGAAGCCCUGGAAAAUUCGCAGCACCCGGCUCGCCUCAGCCCGCGCCUGCCGUCCGCCCCCCUGCACGGCGCUCUGGGAGACCUCCCUGCCAAGGGCAAAUUCGAAAUAGACACUUUGUUCAACCUGCAGCAUCCGGGCAGCGAAAGCACCGUCUCCUCCGAAAUCGCCUCUGCCACCGAGGGCCGCAAAAAGCCGGGUCAUUAUUCAGAGGCGGCCGCUGAGGCGGACAUGAGCGACGUGGAAGUGGGCUGCUCGGCGCUGCGUUCUCCGGGCGGCCUUGGCUCCGCGCCGCUCAAGGAAAACAAUGGCAAAGGGUACGCCGAGAGCAGCUCCACCGCGGGCACCACGACGUCGGCGUCAGGCUCGGGCCUUGGCAGCCUGCAUGGAGGCGGUGGCGGCGGCGGCGGUGGCGGCGGGGGCGCGGCGCUGGGCGGCUCAGGCUCUGGGGCGGAUCAGGUGCGGCGCUACCGCACAGCAUUCACCCGCGAGCAGAUCGCGCGCCUGGAGAAGGAGUUCUACCGGGAGAACUAUGUGUCGCGGCCCCGCCGGUGCGAGCUGGCUGCUGCCCUCAACUUGCCCGAAACCACCAUCAAGGUGUGGUUCCAGAACCGGCGCAUGAAGGACAAGCGGCAGCGCCUGGCCAUGUCGUGGCCGCACCCGGCCGACCCCAGCUUCUACACCUACAUGAUGACGCACGCGGCCGCCACCGGAAGCCUGCCCUACCCCUUCCACUCGCACGUGCCACUGCACUACUACCCGCACGUGGGCGUCACGGCUGCGGCCGCGGCGGCCGCGCUAGAUGACAGCGGAUCCGGACUCUUCAGGGCCGGCUCCUUCCGGACGCGCCCAAGUCCACGCUCUACCCCGCUCUUUCUCGCCGUCUGGGACUACCAGGACCAACUUCUGGGUUUUCUUUCUCUUAGCCGUUCUCGGCACAACAGGCUUUAA